Molecule: messenger RNA, 5403 nt
Organism: Penaeus vannamei (Pacific white shrimp)
Lineage: Eukaryota; Metazoa; Arthropoda; Malacostraca; Decapoda; Penaeidae
Source: RefSeq, a predicted model, not a curated record
AUGUGGCUGCUGGCAUGCCCGCCCCGAGAGGCGGCCGAGGCUCACGCCGGCGCUGAGGGCGGCGUCGCCACGUCCGAGCUGGACACGGCGCGCCUCCUGUGCACGUACCUAUCGUCCGUGCCGCAAGGGCGGCAGCGGGAGGCCAAGGGCUCGCCGCAGCUGGGCGACAGCGGCCCCUACAGCGUCAUGUACGACUGGAUGGCCGCCACGCGCUCCUACGCCGUCAACGAGUCGGUGACGUACACGACGCACACGACGCCGGAGAUGGUGCACCACGUGGCCGAGCUGGCCACCCGCUGGUCCGGGCCGCUCUCGGUCGCCGUCUUCGUGCCGCACUCGGACUUCUGCCUCGCUGCGGUUCGCAUCGCGCGCCUGCGGCUCUGCGGCCCGCCGGAGGUGCGGGAGAAAGUGUCGUGGCACCUGUUCUGGCCGCGCGACGUGCCCCCCGCGGCCGACUGGCACCUCGUGGUGGACGAGACGCUUCUGGACUGCGCGGGCGCCGACGAGGCCCUGGCCGUGCGCGGGUACCGGGCGCGAGAGGUCAUGGCGUACCCGGUGAACGUGGCCCGCAACGUGGCUCGGACGGCGGCGCCAACCUGGUUCGUCCUCCCCUCCGACGUGGAGCUGUACCCGUCGGCCGACCUGGCGCAGCAGUUCGUGGCGAUGAUGGCGCGGGUCGGGGCGGGCCAGGACAAGAAGGUGGGCGGCGCCUGCCGAGUGUUCGGUGGCCCGUGUUCGAAGUGCGGGGCGUGGUGCCCGAAAACAAGGAGGAGCUCGUGCGCCCAGUACCAGCGCAGCGACGCCGUCUACUUCCACCGGCACGUGUGCGCGCACUGCCAGAGGUUCCCUGCGAUCAAUGACUGGAUCCGCCAGCCGGGGAAGCCGGGCAUGAUACAGGCGUUCUCGGUCGUGAAGCGCCAGUACCCUUACCACCGCUGGGAGCCCAUUUACAUCUGCACCAAAGACGAGCCCUUGUACGACGAGCGGCUGUCCUGGGAGGGUCUGCAGGACAAGAUGACGCAGAUGCACGAGCUCUGUCUCCGUGGCUACAACCUGGUGAUCCUUGACCGGGCCUUCCUCGUGCACGCCCCGGGAAUCAAGCGAAGGAGCAAGACCAAGGCGAAGGACAGCGCCUGGAGAGACCCUUUCGUGGCGAAGAAUUCCCGCAUCUACGAUAAGAUCAUGGAGGAGAUGCAGAACAAAUUUGGGCCGAGUGACGUGUGCCACAGACACUGAGAGAACGAAAUGCAUAAACAUGCUCUUGACAUUUUGGGACUCGCCGAGUUUUGGGAAACAAUACUAAGGUGUUAUUGUCUGGCCUCCUCUUUCAUUUACGCUGUUUUCUGAUGUCAUUUCAAUGAAACGCCACGCUUAUCUUGUGAUGGAGCAUUUCUAUGACGUCAUUUAGCCCCUGCAAUGAAGGAAUGGCUGAACGAAGCCAUCCUGUGUUGCCCCGGACAAAGGUGAGCCCCGUCUUUGACAGCGGUUAAAAGACAUGAAUGUGUAGUGUACACAGAAUAGCUGACAACCACGUGUCGCAUGCACCGGAUGCGACACGUGUUCGACCCUUUAUUGUACUGUGGCAUCGGCGUCGCGCCAGCAUCCCGACGUCUAGGCGCGCGCCGACGUCGGGGCGGUGCAGCGACGUCGGCGCAGUGUUGUUAUUUUCGAGUGUUGUGACCAACAACGUCCGUGUCUUUGGUGUUUCUUGUGAAGACGAUAUUUUUCCACUGAGUGUUACGACCUUCAUGCGGGUAUCAGAGGUGCUUAUUCUAUGGUGUUUGUGGAUACUGUUGUUAAACCUUGAAUGAAAUACUGUUGACAAUACUGUUGGCAUGGACCAUGUCGGUUGUGUGUAGGUGGAGGUUAUAUUUUGCAAUGUCUUUUAAGGUGGGCUUUCCAUGGCCAGGCUUUAUAAUGUCGCCUUUAUGGCCCAUAUCACUCGAACAUUUUCGGCCAAACUUUAGGUUAGGUUAUAAUACAGAUAGCGGGUUUUAUGAUCUAAUAAAUUGCCUGUUAGCUUCAAGUGCUAGAAUCCGUAGAUGAUACAGAGGCACGAGGUUUUUCCUAGCUUAAACUGUCGAUAUGCAAUGGCUGUCUAGCUUUCAUUCGCAAAAUUAAAACAAAUCUUCAUCACUUAGUAUUACGAGUACUGAAACGGGAUUACGCAAAGGAAGUAUAGGAACACUUUUCGGCUUCGGUUUAAGUAGGUCGCGAGGGGGCGCUGUCCCCCCUCCAUCCAAGCCAACGGUCACUAAUAAUGAUCGCUAGACAGCUUCUUAGUAAUUUUCGCAAGAAGUGACCUUAGAAUCAUCGCACAACGCUCUUGUUAUGUACAUAAGUAAGAUGAGUUGCAUGUCAACUGCCUUGCUGAUGCAUGGCACGGAUAGGUAGCUGAGACUGCGCGCAUAGAAUUCGUCUGCCAUUCUCACGAGUCAGUCUAACGUUUAUUUCUGGAAGCUCCCUCCUGCCCGCCUGUUGUGUUGAGAAGGAAAGAGAUCCGUUGGCCCUUUGUAGGGAGAUUUAGUCGCCCGCGCUUGGCCAGACACUACGUUGCCAAGUUUAGAUGGUUUACACUUCCUGUGACUGACUGAGAUCUUCGAUCCUGGCGAAGAACGAGUAAAUGCUCUUUCCGAAAUUUCGCUCCGCCCACAAUAGAUAAAAAAGGAAAACGGAAGCCUGUAGUGUUCUGGUGAAAAGCGCUCUCGAAAGAACUCUCACGAUUUGCAUACCACACGCACCUCCACCCGGCGGAGGGCGCCAACACAACACGCCGGCGACGUCGACGACGCGAAGACGUAUCGUGUCCGGGAGGCGGGCGACGGACGCAGGUUCUUCCCACGCCCAAGCCCCCGGCGCAGGGUCCGAGAAGGACGGCGCGGUGUGCGAAGGGAAGGGAAAGGCGCGUUGCAAUGAUUGCUCAUUCUGGCUUCCGGAAUUCCGUGCGCAUUAUGAUAGCUAAGGACAUGAUUGUAACAAGAAUGGAACUGCAGAAUAUCAUGUGAAUAAGUAUUGUUAUUUUGUUGAAUAUGACUAAAAUGAGAGACUAAUUUUGAUACUGAACUGAGUUUGUUGUAAAACUGUGAUCAUUUUCUUGUUUAUGUUUUGGAAUUAUCUUUAAUGAGGAGUGGCCAGCCUUCAUAUAUCAUUAGAAAAUGCCAUGUCGAUGUGGUGGAAAAAUCAUGCGUAGCAUUUUCUCCAUUGUCCCUUAAUCUGGUAAAGAAGACCAUAUUAUUGGCGGCUGACGAUAAACCGAACAAUCAUUGCCGGAAUGCGAAGGCGCAAUCAGCUGCUGACAGUGCUUAAGGGCAAAAACCUUUCCGAAGGCUUAGACACGCUUCAAGAAUUCUCUUUCACAGGAGAGACAUCACUGACUCCUUUCUUCAGAGCUGAUCCUUCCACGUGUCUCCUCCACAGUACUUGCCUUCACCACACUCCGUGCACCGUGCUUUGACUCCAGUGCACCUCGCUCACCGUAGUUGGGGGUUCUCUCUCCUUAUCAUUAUUCUCUUCCACCGAUUGUCCCCUUUUCACUCUUACACUGAAAAUUGAACAACACAGUGAACACGACGUACAACACCACAUAGUUCAACACCAUGUCUACAAUCAUCGCAGUCCAGUUAACAUGUAGUUGACACAAUGGGUUAUUUUGGUAUAGGGAGGAAAGAAAGAAUGUAGCUUGACUAUAAGAUACACUUCUGGGAUUUGCGACCUAUAUUUAGAGAAAAGUUUAAAGACUCUACGACUAAAAAUAACAUAGAAAACAAGUACAAGGACACUGCCAUAUGAUCUGCAUAUGUAACGUUCGUUUUCAAGAAGAGGCUACAGAUAAUUAAUCAUUGCAUUGUGCACUAACGUUUACAAGUUACAUUUAUUAAAACAGUCUCGCAACAUUGCUAUUUCCUGUGAUUUUUCCAUAAUUCAUCUCAUAUUUAGAAUAUCUUACCCUUCACUACUGUUUGAUAUUCCUUCUUUGAAUUUCUCCCUGAAUGUAUUCCACCCAGACACAGCUUAGAAGGAAAGUCGAUUUUGUUAUGAUUCACGGAACUGAGUCUUGGGCACGUAAUAUAUAAGGUUUAUAUGAUCUAAGUUGUUAUGGACCAUGCAGAGAAUUUAUCAAAUUGAUUGUGUUUGUUGAUAUUUAAGAAGCUAAUGUUGAUCUUUCAUUAGCUAUUCGUGGACAUGAAGUCAUGUCUCCUGCGAGCGAAUUUGCUUUCCAAACAAAGUAGUGAUGAAUAUUCCAUAUCUUCAGAAGGUGACAUUUACUGCCUCUCUGAUACAAGUUCAUCUAAUGACGCGAGAGUCAAGUGACCGUUUCUCUGACCGCCCGAAGGAACCCUAGCUUCCUUGCAUGCACGGUCAACAUGCAGGAAAGCGACUUUCUUCUGCAUUGUUCGGACCGGCGACUCGCCUUCCUGCAAGCACGAGCGGCCGCCGCGCGCUCUCUCGUGCCUCUCGGGCGUCGCCGACUGUCCGACUUCUGUCCAUGACGCAAGAAGCCACUGGCCCCGCCCAUUUGACCUUGAAGCCUAGUAUCUUUUCGGUGAUUAAGCCCGUCCCUUUUCGUCGACCGUUCCCGGCCAAUAAGCCAUGCUGCGUAACCUUACCUGUAGCGUCACUGCUCACGAAGACUAUCAUUUGCUUGUUGAUCAAGACUUGAAUAAGAGUUUCGAUGGAGCUUUCCCGGUGUUCAAUCCUUUAAGAGAAAAAUCUCAUUCUUAAUCCCUCGUAUGUCAAAGUGGCGACCCCUCACCCCACCCCACGAAAAUAAGGGAAUGACUGUGAUCGAAUUUUUCCAAAGUAUCUUCAGGAUACUCCCUGAAAACGAGUGAAUGAGUGCGUUCGAAUCCAUUGCCAAGGUAUCUCUCGGCCAAUCCCUCCCUCUGAAAAAGAAUAUGUUCGAAUCCAUGCCAAGGUAUUUCAGCCAAUCGCCCCUCCCGGAAGACAAGUGAAUGAGUGUGUCCGAAUUCAUUGCCAAGAUAUCUCCUCGGCAAUCCCCGAAAACAAGAGAGAGUGACAGUGUUCGAAUCCAUGCCAAGGUAUCUUCAGCCAAUCGCCCCUCCCGGAAGUCAAAUGAAUGCGUGUGUUCGAAUCCAUGCCAAGGUAUCUCCAGGUCAAUCCCAUCUCGUCGAUAAUUCACGGUGAUAAUCCCCAAUGUGACUAUAAAGGUCGUUUAGCCAAGUCCCCCUCUUCCACAACUCACGCCAUUGUUACCUACUUUUCGUUCUUUGAAAUAGAAUGGAUUUUGGGAUUUCUUGUUCUCACCUCCACGUGAUGUUAUCAUUUUCAAUUCACGAUAAUAAUUAUGCAGUGUGAGCUGUCACCCCAACACUUGCCGUUUUUAUAUAAUUUAUUGUUUUCCUUCCGUUAUCAUUUUGUAGCAAAUAAAACUGGCUCACGCAA